CGCAGUGCGGCGGCACGCGGGCAGGGCGGGGCGGGGCCGGGCGAGGCGGGGCGCGCGCGCGGCGGCCGUUGAAGGACCGUUGGGGCGGGAGGCGGCGGCGGCGGCGCGCGCUGCGGGUAGUGAGUGUGGAGGCGCGGACGCGCGGCGGAGUUCGAGCUGCAGCUGCUGCCGCCGCCGGAGGAACCUUGAUCCCCGCGCUCCGGACACCCCGGCCUCGCCAUGGCUGACCAGCUGACUGAGGAGCAGAUCGCAGAGUUCAAGGAGGCCUUCUCCCUGUUUGACAAGGAUGGAGAUGGAACUAUCACCACCAAGGAGUUGGGGACAGUGAUGAGAUCCCUGGGACAGAACCCCACCGAAGCAGAGCUGCAGGACAUGAUCAAUGAGGUGGAUGCAGAUGGGAAUGGGACCAUUGACUUCCCGGAGUUCCUGACCAUGAUGGCCAGAAAGAUGAAGGAUACAGACAGCGAGGAGGAGAUCCGAGAGGCGUUCCGUGUCUUUGACAAGGACGGCAAUGGCUACAUCAGCGCUGCUGAGCUGCGUCACGUAAUGACGAACCUGGGUGAGAAGCUGACUGAUGAGGAGGUGGAUGAGAUGAUCAGAGAGGCCGACAUUGAUGGAGACGGCCAGGUCAAUUACGAAGAGUUUGUACAGAUGAUGACUGCCAAGUGAAGGCCCCUGGGCAGCUGGUGAUGCCCAUUCUCGUGAUCUCUCUCUUCUCGCGCGCGCGCUCUCUUCAACACUCCCCUGCGUUCCCCGGUUCUAGCAAACACCAGUUGAUUGACUGAGAAUCUGAUAAAGCAACAAAAGAUUUGUCCCAA
This is a messenger RNA of Neomonachus schauinslandi (Hawaiian monk seal), 818 nucleotides long. It is a transcript of the gene CALM3, whose product is annotated as calmodulin 3. The transcript has 6 exons. Gene Ontology annotation, molecular function: calcium ion binding. NCBI's taxonomy places the organism in Eukaryota, Metazoa, Chordata, Mammalia, Carnivora, Phocidae. The coding region runs from base 220 to 669 and encodes 149 amino acids. The record is from RefSeq and is a predicted model, not a curated record.